Zootermopsis nevadensis is the source of this 839-nucleotide messenger RNA. The record is from RefSeq and is a predicted model, not a curated record. NCBI's taxonomy places the organism in Eukaryota, Metazoa, Arthropoda, Insecta, Blattodea, Termopsidae.
AAUGGAACAUGCUACGAUUCAUGCCAUCCCUUCCUAAAUGUUCAUAAGGUCCACAUUGAACUGUUCAACAGAUAUCAAAGCACCCGUACGUGACGAAAAAUAAGGCGUGUAGUCCCGUGAUAUUGGAGACGAAAGCCUUCCUACGCGACGUGCAAAUGUUGAAGAAGGUAGAAGACAAGGAAUUCGUGACACCAAGCAUUGCCCAACCACGAAUCCCACAGGACAUUCUGUUUGCUAUUGGUGGGCUUCGUAACGAUAGGCCGACAGAUGUGAUUGAAACUUACGACAUUCGAGUAGACCGAUGGAGUGUGAUGGAGCAGGUCGAUUCGAUCGGUCCGCGAACUUGUCAUCGCACGGCGGUAAUAGGUUUCAACAUUUACGUCAUCGGUGGUUACGAAGGCAAGAAAGCCUUAAGCUCAUGUCACUGCUUCAACGCUGUUACGAAGACGUGGCGCGAGGUGGCGCCUAUGCAUGAACGCAGAUGCUACUUCUUUGUGGCAGUUCUGGGAGAGAUGGUCUACGCCAUGGGUGGUCGUGGUUAUGGUCAGCAACACGAAACGGCGGAGCGAUAUGACUACAAGACGAACCAGUGGUCGUGGAUCGCUCCUAUGAACUCGCAGCGGUGGAACGCAAGUUCGGCUGUGCUAAAUGACAAAAUAUACGUCGCUGGUGGAUGUGCAACGUGGUGGGCUAUUUUGAACUCAGUGGAAGUGUAUGACCCAGUCACCAACCAAUGGAAGCUUGUUACGAAAUUGCGUUCUGCACGUCAGGGUCAUUGUUGUGUCGCCUUACACGGCAGUCUGUACGUCCUAGGUAAGAAUUCUGGAUAUCCUGAGUGA